This is a messenger RNA of Durusdinium trenchii, 1758 nucleotides long. Lineage: Eukaryota; Dinophyceae; Suessiales; Symbiodiniaceae. The record is from the annotation of a GenBank genome assembly.
AUGACUGAAGCCGAGGCAGUGAUCCGUGAUCAGUCCGGAUGGAUCGUGACGAGUGCGAAGAAGGAUCUGGGACCCCUGGACUUUACCGGCCGCAUCGGAGGUGGCAUGAUGGCGGAUAUCCGGCGCCGCGCGCCCUUCUACGUGAGCGACUGGACUGAGGCCUUUUACCCCGAGAACCUCCAGAAGACGGCCUCCACCAUUCUCUACCUCUUCAUCGCGGCCUUGGCGCCGGCGAUCACGUUCGGAAGCCGCUUCCUGGACGGCACCAACGGUCAGUUCGGUGUUCUGGAGAUGAUCAUGUCCACGUCCAUCAGUGGAAUGCUCUUCAGCACCUUUGCCGGGCAGCCUUUGUCGAUCCUGGGCGCCACGGGACCUUUCUUGGCCUACACCUUGGUGGUCUAUGAUUUGGGCAUCGCCUUCAACCUGGAAUUCAUGCCCUUGUACUUCUGGACCUGCAUGUGGUGCGCAUUCUUCACCAUUGUGGUUGCCGUGUUCGACCUUUGUGCCCUCAUGAAGCAUGUGACUAUGUUCAGCGAAGACAUCUUCGCGGGACUCAUCAGUUUGAUCUUCAUCAUCGACGGAGUCAGGCCGAUCAUCCAGAACUUCGCUGACUGCUGGUUCGUGAGCACUGAGUGCGUGCCGCCGGUGCCCUUGCCAAGCGCCUUCUUCGAGCUCUUGCUCUUCCUUUACACCUUCGGAGUCGCCAGCUACCUGUCCCACUUCCGCCGCACCCCGUGGCUUCUGCGUCCCGUGCGAAACUUCUUCGCCAACUUCGCUGUGACGUUCUCCCUGCUUACGGCCAGUGCGCUCGCGGCCAUUUACUCGACGGAGACGAACUUGCGGAUGCUCUCCGUGGAGGCUGAGCUGGCACCGGCACUGACCCUGAGUUCGGGCGCCAAGCGGCCGUGGAUCGUGAAUCCCAUGGGUAUCGAGACGGAAUUCCCUGUCUGGGGCAUCUUCUUCGCCAUUGUGCCUGCAAUUGGGUUCGCGGUCCUGGGAUACUUGGACCAGAACUUGACCAGCGUCAUUGUCAAUCGGCCAUCCAACAACCUCCAGAAGGGCCCCGGCUACCAUCUGGACCUAUUCGUCCGCGGCGCUGUGACGUUGCCCGCCUGCGCCUUUCUGGGGCUGCCGCUCUCUGUGGCCUCCACCGUGCCCUCCAUCACCCACGUGAUCUCUUUGACCACCUAUGAGGUGCAGCAGCUGCCGCAGGGUGAGCGCAAGGUGCCAGUGAAAGUGGUGGAACAGAGAGCCACGAACUUCCUGAUUCAUGUCCUCAUCGGCUGCGCCUUGUUCUUGGCUCCGGUGCUGAAGUUUCUGCCCCGCGCGGUGCUGCAAGGCGUCUUCUUUUACAUGGGUAUCGCCUCCUUGACAGGCAACAACCUCUUCGAUCGCUUCUUCUUGUUGUUCAAAUUGGAACGCAGGAACCGGCCUUCCUACAUUUACGUCCAGAAGCUGCCCAUCAAGCGCGUGCACCUUUACACCCUGGUGCAGCUCAUUUGCCUUGCCAUCCUUUAUGGCUUGAAGGAGAUCAAGGAGACCUCCGUGGUCUUCCCCUUCUUCAUGGCUUCGCUGGCGAUCAUUCGCAAGGCCUUGCGGUGGAUGUUCACCCCGGAGGAGCUUAAGUAUUUGGACUCCUACCCAGAUGAGGACGAGGAAGAGGAGAUGGGACCACAGCCGGACUUGGAGAACCUCCCUGAGCCCCCCCAGGAAAGCAACGAAGUCAAGAAGACCGGGGAGAAGGAGGUGGAGAUCUAA